Messenger RNA from Pecten maximus, 6273 nucleotides. Its product is annotated as filaggrin-like. The record is from RefSeq and is a predicted model, not a curated record. Lineage: Eukaryota; Metazoa; Mollusca; Bivalvia; Pectinida; Pectinidae. Bases 1 to 6273 code for a protein of 2090 amino acids. The transcript has 5 exons.
AUGGAACGACUUAUGCAUCCACUCCCUCCUCGAUGUAACCAUAACCAUCCAGAUCCGCUUAUACCGCCAAAGAAAGUCAAGUUUAUAGAUAAAGCAAAUGAAUUUACCGGUAUUCCCGACACAAAUGAUGAAAGAUCUAUACCAACAGUUUUUAUUAGACAGAAUCCUUACCGAGUUCUACGAGGAAGGGGAAUUACGAACUCUACAAAAGGGAACUACAAGGACCAGGCAGAAACAGAUUACUUCUUAUCCAACAAGAAAGCAGAACAUAGUAUAUCCAGGUGUAUAGUUCUCGAGGAAAGCUCGGUCAACCACAAUGAUCAUAGGCAUGUACCAGUACUACUAGAAGUAAGACUACAAAUCGACAAAGUUCAAAGAGAGACAGCUGUCCACAUCAAAACAAACUUGGGGAAAUGUGACAAGGAACCCUUUAAAUCCUAUAUCGCCAAAAACCUACAACCCUUAGAAUCACCAGCUAAUGAACUUGAAACGAUAUCUGCUAUACAACACCCAGGAAGAACUCUAACUAGGGCUACAAGCAGAGGUACCCCCAACUAUAAACAUGUGGCUCGGAAGGAAAACUUAGGCUUGUUACACCGAAAGAAGAUCACCGCUUCAACCUUCAACAAAGAAAUGUCCGACGAAAUCAACACAAUCAUUUGCAUCCUCAGCGAUAAGGAUAACAAGAUAUCUCCCGUCAGAGUAGCUGAGAUUCAAAAAGCUAUCGCCAAACUUAAUACUAAGAAGGCUCCAGACAACAUGAGUUUAACAAGUGAACAUUUCAAUGGUCCUCAUGGGGACGUCAGUUACGGGACCAGUCAUGAGGACGUUAGUUACGGGGCCAGUCAUGAGGACGUCAGUUACGGGGUCAGUCAUGGGGACGUCAGUUAUAGGGCCAGUCAUGGGGACGUCAGUUACGGGGCCAGUCAUGAGGACGUCAGUUACGGGGCCAGUCAUGAGGACGUCAGUUAUAGGGCCAGUCAUGGGGACGUCAGUUAUAGGGCCAGUCAUGAUGACGUUAGUUAUAGAGCCAGUCAUGGGGAUGUCAGUUACGGGGCCAGUCAUGAGGACGUCAGUUAUAGGGCCAGUCAUGAUGACGUUAGUUAUAGGGCCAGUCAUGGGGACGUCAGUUACGGGGCCAGUCAUGAGGACGUCAGUUAUAGGGCCAGUCAUGAGGACGUCAGUUAUAGGGCCAGUCAUGAUGACGUUAGUUAUAGGGCCAGUCAUGGGGACGUCAGUUACGGGGCCAGUCAUGAGGACGUCAGUUAUAGGGCCAGUCAUGGGGACGUCAGUUAUAGGGCCAGACAUGGGGACGUCAGUUAUAGGGCAAGUCAUGGGGACAUCAGUUAUAGGGCCAGUCAUGAGGACGUCAGUUAUAGGGCCAGUCAUGAGGACGUCAGUUAUAGGGCCAGUCAUGGGGACGUCAGUUACGGGGCCAGUCAUGAGGACGUCAGUUAUAGGACCAGUCAUGGGGACGUCAGUUACGGGGCCAGUCAUGAGGACGUCAGUUAUAGGGCCAGUCAUGAGGACGUCAGUUAUAGGGCCAGUCAUGGGGACGUCAGUUACGGGGCCAGUCAUGAUGACGUUAGUUACGGGGCCAGUCAUGGGGACGUCAGUUAUAGGGCCAGUCAUGGGGACGUCAGUUACGGGGCCAGUCAUGAGGACGUCAGUUAUAGGACCAGUCAUGGGGACAUCAGUUAUAGGGCCAGUCAUGGGGACGUCAGUUACGGGGCCAGUCAUGGGGACGUCAGUUACGGGGCCAGACAUGAGGACGUCAGUUACGGGGCCAGUCAUGAGGACGUCAGUUACGGGGCCAGACAUGGGGACGUCAGUUACGGGGCCAGUCAUGAGGACGUCAGUUACGGGGCCAGACAUGGGGACGUCAGUUAUAGGGCCAGUCAUGAGGACGUCAGUUAUAGGGCCAGUCAUGAGGACGUCAGUUAUAGGGCCAGUCAUGGGGACGUUAGUUACGGGGUCAGUCAUGGGGACGUCAGUUACGGGGCCAGUCAUGAUGACGUUAGUUACGGGGCCAGUCAUGGGGACGUCAGUUAUAGGGCCAGUCAUGGGGACGUCAGUUACGGGGCCAGUCAUGAGGACGUCAGUUAUAGGGCCAGUCAUGGGGACAUCAGUUAUAGGGCCAGUCAUGAGGACGUCAGUAACGGGGCCAGUCAUGGGGACGUCAGUUAUAGGGCCAGUCAUCAGGACGUCAGUUAUAGGGCCAGUCAUGGGGACAUCAGUUAUAGGGCCAGUCAUGGGGACGUUAGUUACGGGGCCAGUCACGAGGACGUCAGUUACGGGGCCAGUCAUGAGGACGUCAGUUACGGGGCCAGUCAUGAGGACGUCAGUUACGGGGCCAGUCAUGGGGACGUCAGUUACGGGGCCAGUCAUGGGGACGUCAGUUACGGGACCAGUCAUGAGGACGUCAGUUACGGGGCCAGUCAUGAGGACGUCAGUUACGGGGCCAGUCAUGAGGACGUCAGUUAUAGGGCCAGUCACGGGGACAUCAGUUAUAGGGCCAGUCAUGAGGACGUCAGUUACGGGGUCAGCCAUGGGGACGUCAGUUACGGGGCCAGUCAUGGGGACGUCAGUUACGGGGCCAGUCAUGGGGACGUCAGUUACGGGACCAGUCAUGAGGACGUCAGUUACGGGGCCAGUCAUGAGGACGUCAGUUAUAGGGCCAGUCAUGGGGACAUCAGUUAUAGGGCCAGUCAUGAGGACGUCAGUUACGGGGUCAGCCAUGGGGACGUCAGUUACGGGGCCAGUCAUGAGGACGUCAGUUAUAGGGCCAGUCAUGGGGACGUCAGUUACGGGGCCAGUCAUGGGGACAUCAGUUAUGGGGCCAGUCAUGAGGACGUCAGUUACGGGGCCAGACAUGGGGACAUCAGUUAUAGGGAAAGUCAUGGGGACAUCAGUUAUAGGGCCAGUCAUGGGGACAUCAGUUAUAGGGCCAGUCAUGGGGACGUCAGUUAUAGGGCCAGUCAUGGGGACGUCAGUUACGGGGCCAGUCAUGAGGACGUCAGUUAUAGGGCCAGUCAUGGGGACAUCAGUUAUAGGGCCAGUCAUGGGGACGUUAGUUACGGGGCCAGUCAUGAGGACGUCAGUUACGGGGCCAGACAUGAGGACGUCAGUUACGGGGCCAGUCAUGAGGACGUCAGUUACGGGGCCAGACAUGGGGACGUCAGUUACGGGGCUAGUCAUGAGGACGUCAGUUACGAGGCCAGACAUGGGGACGUCAGUUAUAGGGCCAGUCAUGAGGACGUCAGUUACGGGGCCAGUCAUGAGGACAGGGCCAGUCAUGGGGACGUCAGUUACGGGGCCAGUCAUGAGGACGUCAGUUAUAGGGCCAGUCAUGAGGACGUCAGUUAUAGGGCCAGUCAUGGGGACGUCAGUUACGGGGCCAGUCAUGAUGACGUUAGUUACGGGGCCAGUCAUGGGGACGUCAGUUAUAGGGCCAGUCAUGGGGACGUCAGUUACGGGGCCAGUCAUGAGGACGUCAGUUAUAAGACCAGUCAUGGGGACAUCAGUUAUAGGGCCAGUCAUGGGGACGUCAGUUACGGGGCCAGUCAUGGGGACGUCAGUUACGGGGCCAGACAUGAGGACGUCAGUUACGGGGUCAGCCAUGGGGACGUCAGUUACGGGGCCAGUCAUGAGGACGUCAGUUAUAGGGCCAGUCAUGAGGACGUCAGUUAUAGGGCCAGUCAUGGGGACGUUAGUUACGGGGCCAGUCAUGGGGACGUCAGUUACGGGGCCAGUCAUGAUGACGUUAGUUACGGGGCCAGUCAUGGGGACGUCAGUUAUAGGGCCAGUCAUGGGGACGUCAGUUACGGGGCCAGUCAUGAGGACGUCAGUUAUAGGGCCAGUCAUGGGGACAUCAGUUAUAGGGCCAGUCAUGAGGACGUCAGUAACGGGGCCAGUCAUGGGGACGUCAGUUAUAGGGCCAGUCAUGGGGACGUCAGUUAUAGGGCCAGUCAUAGGGACAUCAGUUAUAGGGCCAGUCAUGGGGACGUUAGUUACGGGGCCAGUCACGAGGACGUCAGUUACGGGGCCAGUCAUGAGGACGUCAGUUACGGGGCCAGUCAUGAGGACGUCAGUUACGGGGCCAGUCAUGGGGACGUCAGUUACGGGGCCAGUCAUGGGGACGUCAGUUACGGGGCCAGACAUGAGGACGUCAGUUACGGGGCCAGUCAUGAGGACGUCAGUUACGGGGCCAGACAUGGGGACGUCAGUUACGGGGCCAGUCAUGAGGACGUCAGUUACGGGGCCAGACAUGGGGACGUCAGUUAUAGGGCCAGUCAUGAGGACGUCAGUUAUAGGGCCAGUCAUGAGGACGUCAGUUAUAGGGCCAGUCAUGGGGACGUUAGUUACGGGGCCAGUCAUGGGGACGUCAGUUACGGGGCCAGUCAUGGGGACGUCAGUUACGGGGCCAGUCAUGGGGACGUCAGUUACGGGGCCAGUCAUGAGGACGUCAGUUAUAGGGCCAGUCAUGGGGACGUCAGUUACGGGGCCAGUCAUGAGGACGUCAGUUACGGGGCCAGUCAUGGGGACGUCAGCUACGGGGCCAGUCAUGAGGACGUCAGUUACGGGGCCAGUCAUGGGGACGUCAGUUACGGGGCCAGACAUGGGGACGUCACUUAUAGGGCCAGUCAUGAGGACGUCAGUUACGGGGCCAGUCAUAGGGACGUCAGUUACGGGGCCAGACAUGGGGACGUCAGUUAUAGGGCCAGUCAUGGGGACAUCAGUUAUGGGGCCAGUCAUGAGGACGUCAGUUACGGGGCCAGACAUGGGGACAUCAGUUAUAGGGCAAGUCAUGGGGACAUCAGUUAUAGGGCCAGUCAUGGGGACAUCAGUUAUAGGGCCAGUCAUGAGGACGUCAGUUACGGGGCCAGUCAUGCGGACGUCAGUUACGGGGCCAGACAUGGGGACAUCAGUUAUAGGGCAAGUCAUGGGGACAUCAGUUAUAGGGCAAGUCAUGGGGACAUCAGUUAUAGGGCCAGUCAUGAGGACGUCAGUUACGGGGCCAGACAUGGGGACGUCAGUUAUAGGGCCAGUCAUGAGGACGUCAGUUAUAGGGCCAGUCAUGAGGACGUCAGUUAUAGGGCCAGUCAUGGGGACGUUAGUUUCGGGGCCAGUCAUGGGGACGUCAGUUACGGAGCCAGUCAUGGGGACGUCAGUUACGGGGCCAGUCAUGAGGACGUCAGUUAUAGGGCCAGUCAUGGGGACGUCAGUUACGGGGCCAGUCAUGAGGACGUCAGUUACGGGGCCAGUCACGGGGACGUCAGUUAUAGGGCCAGUCAUGGGGACGUCAGCUACGGGGCCAGUCAUGAGGACGUCAGUUACGGGGCCAGUCAUGGGGACGUCAGUUACGGGGCCAGACAUGGGGACGUCACUUAUAGGGCCAGUCAUGAGGACGUCAGUUACGGGGCCAGUCAUAGGGACGUCAGUUACGGGGCCAGACAUGGGGACAUCUGUUAUAGGGCAAGUCAUGGGGACAUCAGUUAUAGGGCCAGUCAUGAGGACGUCAGUUACGGGGCCAGUCAUGGGAACGUCAGUUACGGGGCCAGACAUGGGGACAUCAGUUAUAGGGCAAGUCAUGGGGACAUCAGUUAUAGGGCCAGUCAUGGGGACGUCAGUUACGGGGCCAGUCAUGAGGACGUCAGUUACGGGGCCAGACAUGGGGACAUCAGUUAUAGGGCAAGUCAUGGGGACAUCAGUUAUAGGGCCAGUCAUGGGGACAUCAGUUAUAGGGCCAGUCAUGAGGACGUCAGUUACGGGGCCAGUCAUGGGAACGUCAGUUACGGGGCCAGACAUGGGGACAUCAGUUAUAGGGCAAGUCAUGGGGACAUCAGUUAUAGGGCCAGUCAUGAGGACGUCAGUUACGGGGCCAGUCACGGGGACGUCAGUUACGGGGCCAGUCAUGAGGACGUCAGUUAUAUGGUCAGUCAUGGGGAAAUCAGUUAUAGGGCCAGUCAUGGGGACGUCAGUUAUAUGGUCAGUCAUGGGGAAAUCAGUUACGGGGCCAGUCAUGAGGACGUCAGUUACGGGGCCAGUCAUGGGGACGUCAGUUAUAGGGCCAGUCAUGAGGACGUCAGUUACGGGGCCAGUCAUGAGGACGUCAGUUACGGGGCCAGUCAUGAGGACGUCAGUUACGGGGCCAGUCAUGGGGACGUUUUGGUGGCAUCACAUGACAGUGUGAUCAUAUCAAUUCCUUACACACUGUUUUCCUCAGAGGAAACGUUUUAUACCAGCAUGAACGUAGAUAGUCGUAGACACUAA